GACAUAACCUGGAGCGGUAAGUGAUUAUGUAAUUUGUGCCAAAAAAAACUCAAGUCUUACUUGAGUUUGAGUUUAGCUUUCACCUAAAUGCUCCAUCUACAUGAAGCAGGAAGGCAGCAGCGGCCACUCCCUGGAUGUUGUCGUUGUUCAGAGGGAGUUCGGCCCGAUACAUGAACCCCAGCAGAAGGUCCAGACUCUGGGCAGGAGUGUCUCUCAGAGGUGACGGUUUCCGGUCUGAGUGGAUUAUGGCCAUAAACCCUGUCGUCCAAAAACAAGAGAACAGCACUUAGUCAAUCAGUUGCAGGCGCUAAAUAGGGCCCUAACUAACUCCCACUGCCCAGAGCUUGUUUCUUCAGUCUGUGCCCAUCCCGUGUACAGAGAAGUCACAACCAGGGAGGAAAGAGACCACCCAAUGGACUCAUAUGUGGUACAACGAGAGGUGCUCAAUGAGGUACGCCUGGAAGAAGUGGCCCAAAGAGACACAAGUACGACAGGACCAAGUGUGGGAGAAAGAUUAAAGGAAUUCUCAAGAUGUUCAUUGCCCAAGCUGAAGAAGACGGUGCAGAGGUGGGUGCCUGUACUGGACUGGCUCCCCAAGUAUCCGUUCAGAGAAAAUAUCCUCGGAGAUGUGGCCUCUGGCUGCAGCGUGGCCAUCAUGCACCUGCCUCAAGGUAUGGCGUAUGCACUUUUGGCCUCCUUACCCCCUGUGUUUGGUCUAUACACCUCCUUAUACCCAGUACUGGUUUACUUCAUUUUUGGAACUUCUAGACAUAUAUCAAUUGGUACAUUUGCUGUGAUCAGUAUCAUGGUUGGCAGUGUGACAGAGAGACUAGGCCCAGACUCAAACUUUCAGGUCAACAAUGGCACCAACACUACAGGAAGUGUGGACAUAGAUGCGAGAGAUGCAUACAGAGUGAAGAUAGCGUGCUCACUCACACUCUUAGUUGGAAUUUUCCAGAUUUUGCUGGGCAUGGUCAAAUUUGGCUUUGUGGUCAAUUAUCUGUCAGAGCCACUGGUCCGGGGCUACACUACAGGGUCAGCGUGUCACGUCUUUGUGUCCCAACUCAAAUACAUUUUUGGAGUCACAUCAUCUCGCUACAAUGGACCACUUUCUCUUAUUUAUACUGUUGUGGACAUCUGCAGACGGCUGCCUCAGACAAAAAUCCCUGAGCUGGUGGUCAGUCUUGUGGCUCUUGCAGUUCUCAUUGUGGUCAAAGAAAUCAAUGGUUGUUAUUCAAAGAAGCUACCUUUUCCCAUCCCUAUUGAGCUCAUAGUGGUCAUAGUUGCAACAAUCAUUACACAUUUUGGUGGACUGACCACAUUGUAUCACAUUGAUGUGGUUGGAGAGAUUCCCAGCGGACUCAAUGCCCCUCAAGCCCCAGAUGUCAAUUUGUUCUCACAAAUUAUUGGUGAUGCUUUUGCUGUGGCUAUUGUGGGCUACGCCAUAAACAUUUCUCUGGGCAAGACCUUUGCUCUAAAACAUGGAUACAAGGUGGACAGCAAUCAGGAGUUGGUGGCCCUUGGUUUGAGUAACUCUAUUGGAGCCUGUUUUCAGUGUUACAGCGUCACAUCGUCUUUAAGUCGCAGUUUGGUUCAGGAAAGCACUGGUGGAAAGACACAAGUAGCUGGAGUCAUUUCUUCCAUCUUUGUACUAAUAAUUGUUCUGAAAAUAGGAUCACUCUUUGAAGAUCUCCCAAAGGCUGUCUUAUCAACAAUAGUAUUUGUGAACCUCAAAGGAAUGUUUAAGCAAUUUACCGAUGUACCUCAACUUUGGAGAACCAACCAAGUGGAUCUGCUUGUAUGGUUGAUUACAUUUGUAAGCACCAUCCUACUGAACUUGGACAUGGGCCUUGCUGUUUCCAUUGGGUUUUCCAUUCUCACCGUGAUCUUCAGGACACAACUGCCUCGCUAUUCCAUUUUGGGUCAAGUGCCAGGAACCGACUUGUAUCUGGAAACAGAGACCUACAAACAGGCCAAGGAAAUUCGUGGAAUCAAAAUCUUCCGCUCAUCCAGCACCAUCUACUACACCAAUGCUGAGAUGUAUUUGGACGCUCUGCAGGAGAAGUGUGGAAUUGAAAUCGGAAAACUGCUCACAGCAAAAAAGAAAGAAGAAGCCAGGGUGAAGCGUCAACAAGAAAAACAGAAAAAGAAAGAAAAAAAACUUGCAAAGAAACAAAAAAGGACUAACUACCAGUCGACCGGCAGCUUCACUUUGACAGAGUCGCAGAGGAAGGAGCCCACAAUUCUGAAUGAAAACGGAAAUGGAAAUGAUUAUCCAUCCCAUAUGACUGAAACAAAAGGCCAAAUAAACUGGGCCUAUCAACAUGACGCAGCCACAUUGGAAACAGACUCUGACACAGACAAUUCUCAAAUUGAAGAUGAAGCAAAGGGCAAUGCAAAUCAGAAAACUCACAGCAUAAUCCUGGAUAUGUCCACUACCAACUUUGUGGACACAGUGACCAUCAAGACCCUGAAAAAUAUUUUCAGGGACUUUGGAGAGAUUGAUAUAGACAUCUAUGUCACAGGCUGUCAAGCUUGUGUUAUUGAGCAGUUAGAAAAAGCAGACUUCUUCUCAAACUCCAUCCCAAAAAGCCGAGCAUUUGUAACAGUCCAUGAUGCCGUUCUUCAUAUUCAGAAGCAGAACUUGCCAGAAAAGGAAAUUACCUGCAUCACUCAAAUGUAACCAGCAGGAGGCAGACUCUUCCUUAUAAAUAGACAUUUUUAUUCACCAUUGGACUGAGUGCUGCUGUGAGUCUCCUCCUCCUCCUCCUUCUUUGUGGAGGUAGAUAUGCACCACCUCCACAACAUGGCCGCCGGUUGCCCUUGGAAACAGGGCUUUUUAUGAUAUUGUAUAAUGAGAUCGAGCCUGCAUCACGUCACCACUGCAGCUCUGUUCUGCUGCGAAGGGAGAGACAGCAGACAGAGCUGAGUGGGAAAGAACACGCUGGAGUAAUAGGCAAGUGUAUAAAUAUAGACCAAUUGACGUUGACAUCCAAUGAAGAAAUAUGUCCCUGUUUAGAUCUUU
Molecule: messenger RNA, 3025 nt
Organism: Periophthalmus magnuspinnatus
Lineage: Eukaryota; Metazoa; Chordata; Actinopteri; Gobiiformes; Gobiidae
Product: solute carrier family 26 member 6-like
Exons: 20
Coding region: 413-2683 (756 amino acids)
Biological process (GO): transmembrane transport
Cellular component (GO): membrane
Molecular function (GO): secondary active sulfate transmembrane transporter activity; bicarbonate transmembrane transporter activity; oxalate transmembrane transporter activity
Source: RefSeq, a predicted model, not a curated record